CCUCAUAAUUGGGGCGCAAGGCAGGACCUGGCAAAAUUGUAAAUACAAGCCUUGUCCCAUGCCCCCUUGGGUAGUUUCACAUCACCCCCUGAAAAUUACAAAACCACACUUUCCCGCCCACUUCUACCUCCUACUCCUCCUCUUCUUCUUUUCUUCUUCAGCUUCUCCUUUCUCUCUCUGCAUCUUUUCCCUACCCUCUGCCUCUGUCGGCAAGUUUCCUCUAAGGGUUUCGGCGAUGCCAGAUUUGGGAAACCUUUCUCUCUCCGCGCCUCUCACACUCUCUCGCUGCUCCUCCAAUGAUGCCCUUGACGCUCCCGUCAAAACCCUACCCAAUGCUUUCAGUUCCGAGCCUGGUUCCGAACCUGCCUUUGAGCCUCGGGUUUUGAAGCGCACCCGAGGCUCCCUGGAUCGGGUCAAGAAGCCCCCCAUCGCCGACAAGGCCUUCCAGGAUCGCCUCAAAGAUCUUCCUUUUCUAGUUGGCGCUCCCAUGAUGGAAGAAUGUUGUUUUUGCUGCCAUUUUAUUUACCCUGGUGAUGAUGAGCUCUUGUGUUCGGUUCGAGGAUGUGACGCACGCUACCAUUCUGAAUGUGCAAAAGAUGCUGUUGGGGCUUCCAAUCUGAAAAAAUUCAAGUGUCCACAACAUGUGUGCUUCAUUUGCAAGCUAAAGAAGCAGUUUAGGUGUGUUAGGUGUAAAAUAGCAUUCCAUAGUAAAUGUGCACCAUGGUCAGAUUCAGUGGUGCAACUAAAAGAUCAUCCCGGGCAAGCUGUUUGCUGGAGGCAUCCUUCUGAUUGGCGCUUGGAUAGAAAGACUGAUGCUUCAACAAGUGACAUUUCGGAAGUAUUUUGUCGCUUGCCUCUUCCAUUUAUCAGUGAGGAGUUUAAGAUUGACUUCACUUGGAAAGACAUGGACAAUAAGAUGGAGCAGCCAUCACCAUAUGUACACAUAAGACGCAAUAUAUACUUAGUAAAGAAGAAACGUAGUGAUGCGGAUGAUGGUGCAGGGUGCACCAGUUGCAGUUCUACUUCUACAUGUUCUGAUGAUUGUGUGUGCAGGGUUCAAUGCAUAAGCUGUUCAAAGGCAUGUCGCUGCUCAGAAAAUUGCAACAAUCGACCAUUUCGCAAGGAGAAAAAGAUCAAGAUUGUCAAGACUGAACUUUGUGGAUGGGGAGUGGAGGCCGCUGAAACAAUUGAUAAAGGUGGAUUUAUAAUUGAGUAUAUUGGAGAAGUCAUUGACGAUGCUUUAUGUGAAAAAAGGCUUUGGGACAUGAAAUACAGGGGUGUACAGAAUUUUUACAUGUGUGAGAUUCGGAAAGACUUCACAAUAGAUGCAACUUUCAAAGGAAAUACUUCACGCUUUUUGAACCAUAGCUGUGAUCCCAACUGUGUUUUGGAGAAGUGGCAAGUUGAUGGUGAAACACGUGUGGGUGUAUUUGCCGCUUGUUCAAUAGAAGCUGGAGAGCCGUUAACAUAUGAUUACAGGUUCUCCAAUGCCAUUAUGCCUACAAUACCCAUUUCCAUCAAACGGAUUAUCCGUGUUUGUUUUUGCCAGCAGUUUUUCCGUUAUCUCCUUCACAGAUUCCAUUGCCUGCCACAACACUUCAAACUGCAUCUUGUUGUUGAGCCUCAUCAUGUUGGCAUUGAAUCUCCUCUAUUCUGGCUUCUAGGACUCGGUUUGACCCCAUAAUGGACCUUUCAUGAAUUUUCGAUCAAGAAAGCUCCAAGUGACUGCUGAUUUUGUACCCACAAUGCACAUGUGAAUUGCUGAUAGUUCGAUACUAGUUGAUAGAACAGGUUUCGUAACAGGGAGAAAGAACCCUUUCACUGAAUGAAGCUAGAGAGAAGCCCCUAGAAGCAAUACAUGAUUCUAGAUAUUUCAAAAGAUUUGUGCAAUUUGGUCCAGAGGUGAAAUGCCACUGUGGUGCUGCAAAUUGUCAAGGCUUUCUAGGGACAAAAAAGAAAAUUGGCAAGCUAGACCUCUAUUGGGGUUCAAAACGUAAGAGAACAUCGAAAGCUUCUUGCAUUA
Molecule: messenger RNA, 2023 nt
Organism: Glycine soja
Lineage: Eukaryota; Viridiplantae; Streptophyta; Magnoliopsida; Fabales; Fabaceae
Product: histone-lysine N-methyltransferase ASHR3
Exons: 13
Coding region: 59-1684 (541 amino acids)
Biological process (GO): regulation of DNA-templated transcription
Cellular component (GO): nucleus; chromatin
Molecular function (GO): protein binding; histone H3K36 methyltransferase activity
Source: RefSeq, a predicted model, not a curated record